This is a messenger RNA of [Torrubiella] hemipterigena, 773 nucleotides long. The record is from the annotation of a GenBank genome assembly. Lineage: Eukaryota; Fungi; Ascomycota; Sordariomycetes; Hypocreales; Clavicipitaceae.
CCAGGUCAGCGACGAUUGCAACGGCCGCAUUUGCAACUCAAUCCAUCACCAACACAAUCCGAAAAUAAUGGCCGCUUCCCAGAUUAGGGCCAUUGGCUCUAUUUCGCGCAGCCUGCGCGUCUCCCACCGGGCCUUCUCCAUGUCCGCCCGCCGCUUCGAAUCCUCCGUCUCGACAUCAAAGGCCGAAACCUCCCUCGCCGAGGCCGAACGAGAGCUCCCUCAGUCUCCUAACCGCGUUGGCGUCUGGUCUAGAACUCAAAAACCCAGAGUUUCCGCCAUGACUGGUCCUCGCUUUGAGCAGACCGACUUCGAUCUCCAGCCACAACCUCUUUCCGCCAUGGAAAUGGUCCACAAGCAGCCUGUUAUCUGGACACACAGCUCAAUGGUUGUUUGCGAAGGCACUGGUGAGGGCAAGGGCCACCCCAAGAUCUACAUCAACACAGAUAAACCCGAAAUUGCCGUCUGCGGCUACUGCGGCCAGCCCUACGCCAACGAACACAACCGAAAGCACCUCGAAUCUCUCCCCGAAACCUCUUACCCCCUCUCAUAAUGUUAUUGCGGUUGUUGAAAUUGCGGUUGUUGAAAUUAGGUGGUUAGAUAUCGGGUGUUUGUUUCCAUUGCAAAAUGAUUCUGAAGCGACUAUCUGCGGGAUAGACCAAAACUUACUUGUAUCAGAUUAGAAGGCAUGAGAACGUAGGCUAGCUGUACAUGUUUCCUUUGUUAAACUACAUCCUCUUGAACUUGAACGCCUUGGCGAAGCUCUCCCCUCCAAA